AUGGCUACUGUUGCUGAUCUGGCGUCAUACCGCGACAUCCCAGUGUUCGGCUGGGUGUCAAGCACCAUCGGCCUGGACAACAAGGACAGGUUCUCCACACUCAUCAGGGUGUUGCCGCCAUUAUCAUCUCUUGGAAGCAUCUUCGUGUCCUUCUGCAGGAACUUGGGGUGGCUGAACGUCGUGAUGAUGUCCACGGAAGGGCUGUAUACGCGACAGUUGGCAGAGUCAAUGUUGUACACCUUCAACAGCGAAAACAACACCGACUUCAGCCUUGUGCGACAUUACUACAAUAUCCCAUUAUCCGCAAGUGACGCUCUUCUGGUCAAACACUUCAGAAAGAUUAAAACAGAGGCCAGAGGUAGUCAUGAGAGGUUCGUGAUAGGAAUCGCAUCGCUUGACCAUGCCCAAAAUGGUGGCCACGUCAUAAUUCAGAUUGUACCGGUAUCCAUGUCACCGGACUCUGGUCAUUGA
Haliotis rufescens (red abalone) is the source of this 471-nucleotide messenger RNA. RefSeq lists its product as uncharacterized. NCBI's taxonomy places the organism in Eukaryota, Metazoa, Mollusca, Gastropoda, Lepetellida, Haliotidae. The record is from RefSeq and is a predicted model, not a curated record. Bases 1 to 471 code for a protein of 156 amino acids. The transcript is spliced from 3 exons.